AGGAGAGAGGGGAGUGGGAAAGGGAGGAGAAAGGAGGAGCGAGUGCAGGACCUUCAGCGGCAGACAGAUAGUGAUAGCUAUAGCGACAGGGAUGGGGGGGGACGGGGAGGAGGGAGGAGGAGAGGGGGGGGCAGGAGGAGUGCCAGCAGCAGCGAACGGGAGAGAGGCGGAGGAGGCAAGGGAACGAGGAGAAGCAGGGGAGGCAGGGGGAGCAGGGGUAGCAGGACACCUAGCUCCAGGAGCAGCAGCAGUAGGUCAUGGCGAAAAGGUAGCUCCAGGGAGAGAGAUAGAGAGGGGAGGAAGGGCAAGGGUAGGAGAGCGCGGAAAGAGGAGGAGAGAAGGAGACGCUUGGAGCGAGGUGCGGUGGGGAGUGACAGAGACAGCCUUACUGCGAGUACGAGUGAGGUGAGUGAGGUGGAGGGGAGGGAUGUGCAGCGGCCUAAGAGGAGGGGGGGAGGAAGAGCCGUCGGAGUUAUCAUAGGGUGAGUGGCAAGAACAGGAGUCAGAGCAGGUCCCGGAGCAGAUCCCGAAGCAGAUCCCGAAGCAGAACCAGAAGCAGGUCUGGAAGCAGGUCCUACACCAGUCGCUCCCGAAGCAGAAGCCGAUCCCAAAGCGAGUCUGGGAACAACAGCGCCCAUAGCAGAUCCCGAAGCGAAUCCCGAAGCAGCUCUCCAAGCAGCUCCCGCAGCCCUUCGCCAGCGGAGAAACUCUCGAACCGCGCGCGGGCAGGCCAAGACGCCGAAGAGACUCUAGCGGCAGUCCGUCCGAGCGCAGUGUCAGCCGCAGCCAGAGCGGUAGUCGAAGCCGCAGCCGCAGCACUAGCCUCAGCCGAGGCAGGAGUGGGAGCAGAAGCAGAAGCAGGAGCAGGAGCCUGAGCCCGAGCAGUGGAAGCGACGAUGGGUAUAGAAGUAGUGGGAUGGACAGCAGGAGCAGAAGCAGGAGCAGAAGCAGCAGUAGAAGCAGGAGGGGAAGGAGAAGCAGGGGCGGAAGUAGGAGCAGGAGCAGGAGCAGUAGCAGGGGGAGAAGUGGAGACAGCAGCAGGAGCAGAGGCGGAAGCAGGAGCAGAAGCAGCAGUAGGAGCAGGAGCAGUGACUUGGAAAGAACAAGGAACAGCCAGAGGAACGAGAUUGAGGGUGGUAGCAAGGUCUGGGAGUUGCCAGAAGCGGAAGCAGGAGAGCCAAGGGAAAGCCAGGAGGGGAAGGGAGCGCAGGAAAAGCAGGUGGAUUCGAAGGUGAGAGAGAGGAGUGAGAAGGGCGGGGCAGGGAGAGUGGAGGGAGAGGAGAGAGGAAGCUGAGCAGCACAGGGUCGCGGACAGAGAGGAGGGAGGGGCGUGAGGGCAGAGAGGGGUGGAGGGAAGGGGGAGAGGAGGCUGCGUACAGAAGGGUCUCGAACAGAAAGGCGGGAUGGGCAUGAGCACACAGGGCACGAUGGCAAAGAGAGCAUGGAGGAGCGAGGGGAGCGGAAACUGCGGAGUGCUGGUUCUAGGAAGGAAAGGCGGGAGGGCGGUGAGGGUAAAGAGGACAUGGGGGAACGGGGGGAGAGGAGACUGCGCCCAGCAGGGUCAAGGAAAGAGAGGCGGGAGGGAGUUGAGGUAAAAGAGGGCAUGGGGGAGGAGGGGAGAGGAGGCUGCGUAGUGGCGGUUCUAGAAGGGAGCGACGGGAGGGGCAUGAGACGCGUGAGAGGGAGAAGGGGAGUGUGGAUGGAAGGCGGGUAGAGUAUGGAAGCCGGGGCAACGGUGGCUUUCCUGGUCCUUUAGAGGUCAGACCCCCUGCUGCUGUUGCCGCUGCUGUUGCUGCUGCUUCUGCUGCUGCUGCUGCUGCUGCUGCUGCUGCUGGUACUGCUGGUGCUGGUGCUGCUGGUGCUGUGGGUGGUAGUGGGGCCAAGUCUCACCAUCAUCAUCAUCAUCAUCAUCAUCAUCCUCCCCACGGCAGCAGCCAUUCCCACAGCCACAGCCACUCCCAUACCCAUGCACACACCAGUGGCCACAAGGGGAGGACAAAUAGCCGGCCAGGACCACAGCUAGGGGCCUCCCCAGCCUCUGCAGCUGCUGCAACCUCCAACACGCCAACCUAUGAAUGAGGCGAGGGAAGAUGUUCUUGGCAACAGAAGAUGGAGGAUGGAGGAUGGAGGUGGCGGAACAUAGGAUUGGAUUCAAGGCAGAGGUUGAAGGGUUGAGGAGAUUGUGCUUGCAUCCCCUUGAGGAGCAGAUGGGGUGGAUGUGAGGGAGAGAUGUUGCAAAGGCUGAAAAGAAGGCUGAAGGAUUGAAGGACCAGGGCACUGUGUGGCAAUGUGUGAGGAGUCUCUUAUUGAGGCGCCUCAAAAAUAGACUCCUCGUGAAGGAUUGAAGGACCAGGGCAAUGUGUGGCAAUGCGUGGACGUCUGGCAUUUUGCGGAGCGACUGGCAGACGGUUCACGCAGGCUUAGGAGUCAGGUGCAGCCAUCUGCCGAUUGUGUGUGCUCUGCAUUGCAGUUAGUGAGGGAUACAGGUGUUCAGUGUGUGCCGAUUGUGUGUGCGUGUGUGCGUGCGUGCUAGAAUCAGUGAGUG
Molecule: messenger RNA, 2545 nt
Organism: Closterium sp. NIES-67
Lineage: Eukaryota; Viridiplantae; Streptophyta; Zygnematophyceae; Desmidiales; Closteriaceae
Source: the annotation of a GenBank genome assembly